AUGGCAUCAUCAGAUGAUGAAUUGUUUGGGGCCGGGUCUCCUACGGUCUCCAACUCAGAUUCGGACGCUGUAAAAGAAGAGACAAGUAGCAGUAAGAAGCGGAAAUUAAGCCGUGGGUCGACAACUAAGAGUAAGAACGAAAGCAAGAGCAAACAGGUCAAGCGCGCCGUCGGCAACGACGGUGAUGACAAGAAGCCUAAGUCGGCCUUUAUUGAAGACAUGGCAUCCGAAAGCGACGACGGAAAAGAUGAAGGGGCAGAUUCCGAUGACGAUGACGAAGAUGAAGAGGACGAAGGAGAGGAUCGCAAUGAGUACGAAAAUGAUGGCUUUGUUGUUGACGAUGAGGGAUCUGACGAGGAGGAGACUGCUCGCCAUCGCCGUCGACGUCGCAAAAAAGAAAAAAAACUGAAACGUCUUAAACAGAAGGUGAAGGAGAUUGACGACGAGGAUCUCAUGCUAGUACGUGAGAAUAUGGGCAUGGACACAGGUCCGACCCGUAAUGACAGCGAAGAUGAAGACAUGGGACGAUCGUCCCGUAAAGUAAAGUCCGAAGAUGAUUCUGGACUCAUGUCUCGCGAGCUAAGUUACCGGAUGUUCGGUGACUCGAGUGAAGAGGAAGAUAAUUCGGCACCUCAACGUACCAACAACUACUUAGGCAACGAUGAGUACGAAAGUGACGAUAUCGAUGAAUUCAUCGUGGAUGACGACGAAGAAGGGCGCGAGGGCCCACGUCGUCGCCGAAAACAGGAACCUAUUCCGACCUCUAUGCAAGGACCGUCAGUCUACCAGAUGGGGGAGGCAGAAGAAUUGUUUGGCGACAUGGACGGAUUCUUAGAGGCAACGGGAAAAAAUUCUGAAGUAACAGCAGCAAAAUCAAAAAAGGCUAUAUUAUUAGAUAAAUUUGAGCCUAGUGUAUUAAAGGAACACAUGAUGACUUCUGACGUAGCGGCAGUGCGCGACAGCGAUUUGCCAGAGCGGUAUCAGUAUCUUUACAAAAAUCGCGAAUAUCCGGAUGCAGAGGUUCGUGCCGAAGAAUCUGAAUGGAUAAGUGACUUCAUAAUUAAAAACCUAGAGCGACGAAAUCAGCGAAAUACAGCUGCUUCACGUGGGGAGAUUGUGUCGGCCAUUGACACUGUAUUGCGAUUUUACCAUGAUGAGAAGCUCGAACCAGCGUUUGUCCAACGUUACUGCAAGGAAUACUGGAAAGUGGUCGGCCUGCAUACAGAGAAUCUUUAUGAAAUCCUUGAUCUUGAUGUAAAGUGGGAUAAGUUGGAACGGAAGAGAAGGUCAUUUCAAAGCGGGAUUCAGAGGGUAGUUGACUCUUCGAAUGCUAAAGAAUCGGCAUUUGUGCGAAAGUGCUACGAACAGCUAUUUAGUACCCCUGAUGAAAAGAUAUACAAUGAUCUGUCGGAAUUUUUUGCGCUGGACGCUCAAGAAUCUACCGGUCAGGAUAAGGAAAGCUCAGAUCAAAAGUAUCGCCGCCCAGUGCGUCGAACAUUUUAUCAAAUAUGCACCAAGGCAGGUUUGCGCCCCGUAUCUCUGGCAUUUACGAUGAAUGCAUCCGUGCUUGGUGGAAUUGUUGCUGGUAUCGACCAUGAAGACUCUCUUCGUGAAAUUUUCACUCCAGAGGAGAGUCCAGGUGUGCUCGCUCAAAAAUACACAACUAAAGAAUUUCCGACUGUUGACGAUGUAAUGAAGGGCGCUCGCCACAUUGCUGCCAGUAAGGUUGCGGCUGAGCCAAACGUUAGAAAGUGCAUUCGUGAGCUCUAUCGUCAACACGCAGUCCUGAGCACAGAGGCAACUGUCAAGGGCCGCGAAGAAAUUGAUGAGUUUCACUACUGCCACGGCUUGCAAUACAUUGAAAAGAUGCCGGUUCUUGAAGUGUUCGAGGCGGGGGAUCUUUGGCUCAAGCUUUCUAGAGCCGAAAAGGAAGACCUUUUGACGAUCAAUAUUAUAAAUGAGAAGGCUCAAGAUUUGAUGGACCCUCUGGAGCCGAUCUAUUUAUCGUCAAAUAACGACUCGGAUGAGGAGUGGCAAAGUCAGCGCCAUCUCAUUCUUCAGGAAGCAAUUAAUAAUUUCAUGAUCAUAUCUUUUGAGAACGAGCUAAAGCGUGAUUUGACUGUGGCUUCUCGCGACGUGGUAGUGAAAUUGUGUGGAAAAGCGCUACGAGAACGUCUGUCCGUCCGUCCUUACGAACCUGCUGACGGGGUGGAUCCUUUCAUUGUCUCGAUUUGGGUCGAAAGUACCAUAAACUCUGUAGCACAUAUUGUGGCUCUUGAUGUGAAUGGGGAGUUGGUGGACAAAACGGAAGGUUAUUGUAAGCGCGAUGUUAAUAGCAUUGACAAGCUCACUGCAGUCCUUGUAAAGUUUUUAACAGAGCACUCGCAAACUCAUGUCGUCGUGAUCAAUGUUUCGGCGGGAAUGAAGUGUAUGGACAUGGGUGGAGUUGUUGAUGAAGUACGUCGUCUGUUGGGGCGAGAUGAUGCUUCUCGUUUUGGAAACGGAGAUGGGCAUGAUUUUCUGGACAUCGUGUUUUUGAAAGAUGACGUGCCAAACAUGUUUAGUCGCUCCAAACGCGCAGAUCAGGAAUUUCCCGAGGAAUCUGAGUACGUGCGUGCCGCGAUUGGUCUUGGUCGCUAUCUCAGAAAUCCGGCGUCUGAAUUAUGUGCAAUGUGGGAAAAUAUCGCAAUUGAUGAGCCAAGUCGUGGUCGUGAGCUCUUGUUUCUAAAUGUCCACAUGAUGCAGCACUCAUUAGUAAAAGAUCUUCUUCUGAGAGAGUAUGAUCGUGUCUUUGUGCAAGUAAUCAACAAGUACGGCGUUGACAUUAAUCUUUUAGCAAAUCAUAAGCAUACCUCGUACCAGCUGCAGUUUAUUUGCGGAUUGGGUCCAGUUAAAGCAGCGUCGGUUCUGGAUAAAGUUCGUGCAAAGGACUACGUCGAGCGUCGUCAAGAGUUGCUGUCGAAGGGUUUUGUGGGGAAAAUUGUCUAUCGCAACUGUGCUGGUUUUAUUCGUAUUCGCGAGCGUGAUGCCUUGCGUGAAGCCCCUUUAAAUCCGCUAGAUGAUACACGUAUUCAUCCAGAGAGCUACUACAUGGCAGUAAAGAUCUGUGGUGAUGCGAACAACAACUCCACGAUCGAUAUGUACGACCCAAACCACUACUCCUACGCAGUCGAAGACACAAUGUAUCAAUCAGCAUCAGCAAUCCGCAGUCGAAAUGCGCCUUCCAACACUCGUCUCGGUGAUGCAGAAAUUCAGGAUGUGUUGUCUGAGCUUGAUCUAUCUGCCUACGCUGGUCGUCUAGAGCUUCAAAAGAAGGGACCCAAGUUGCUGACGCUUGAAUACAUCAAGCGAGAGCUACGAUACCCUUACUUUGAUAAGCGAGCAAAGUAUCAGGUGCCUAAAGACGAAGAUCUGUUUCUUUUGCUGAGCGGUGAGACUCGAGAGACAUUACGAGUGGGAAUGAUCGUACCUGCAACUCUACUGCACAUGUCAGGCGAUGAAUUUGUUCGUGUUCGUUUGCAGAGCGGCAUGCGCUCCAGCUUAAAGCGUGAGCAACUGCCCGAUUAUCUGCAAGACGUGCGCCCACAGAGCUUUCCAAAAGGCAUUACGGUUAAUGCUAAAAUUUUGGCAAUUCAAGCGGAUCGUGAAGGUCGCUAUGAGCUGCAGCUUGGCUGUAACCGCCGAUCGUUGAUCAACAUGUCAAUGUGCUUUUAUCCUGAACGUUUCCCUCGAUACACGAACGAAAAACUUGUUGAAAAUGAUAGCAUGGAGCGCGUAGACCGAUUAUUGAAUGAGCCUCCAAUCGAGGAAGACAAGACGACAUUUACCCAAUCUACUCGCUCUGCAGGCUCGCUUCCUUCAAAACGCAAGAAACGUCAGAUUGCUCACCCUUUAUUCCGGAAUAUUAAUUGUCAAACAGCGAUGCAGUACCUGCGAGAACAGCCUAUCGGAGAUGUGGUUAUUCGCCCAGGUACUGUGGGGUCUGAUCAUUUGACACUUACAUGGAAGAUGCUGGAUGGUGUCUAUAGGCACUUUGAUAUACAAGAAAAAAACAAACCCUCGGAAGCUCGCAUCGGCCAGACCCUGAUCAUAAAGGAAGAAGUUUAUGAAAACAUUGAUGAGCUGAUUGCUCGCUUUGUGGACCCUAUGAAUUGUCUGGUGGAGGAUGUUGUGCGCCACAAGUACUACAAUAAUGCACCGAGGGAGAGUGUUGAAGAGGAGCUCAUCAAGCAGAAGAAGGAGCACCCGUCGCGCAUUCCUUACGCUCUGCACGUGUACAACAAGUUUCCAGGCUGCUUUUCAAUCACGUAUAUUGCUCGUGAAACGCCUCGCAGUUGCCACAUGGAAGUCAAAUCCGGAGGCUACCGUUUCUUUGGUCGUAUUGAGUCUUCCAUUUUGCCGACGCUAUCACAGGCGCUUCAGUUUUUUAAAGUGAAAGCAUUAGUUGGUCCAGCGUCAAAUUCGUUGCGUCCUAGUUCCUACCGCCGCAACGACAGUAGUAGCGGACCGUUCGCUCAACGUUCAAGUCCACCUUAUUCUGAAAGUAGCAGCCGACCUCGCCCGCCUUCACGCUGGGGUGAUCGUCGUGGAGGCGAUGGUGGCGGUCGUCGUUGGUAA
Plasmopara halstedii is the source of this 4617-nucleotide messenger RNA. Its product is annotated as transcription elongation factor spt6. The record is from RefSeq and is a predicted model, not a curated record. Gene Ontology annotation, molecular function: nucleosome binding; histone binding; DNA binding. Gene Ontology annotation, biological process: mRNA transcription by RNA polymerase II; transcription elongation by RNA polymerase II; nucleosome organization. Lineage: Eukaryota; Oomycota; Peronosporomycetes; Peronosporales; Peronosporaceae. The transcript is spliced from 4 exons. The coding region runs from base 1 to 4617 and encodes 1538 amino acids. Gene Ontology annotation, cellular component: transcription elongation factor complex.